Molecule: messenger RNA, 1739 nt
Organism: Sphaeroforma arctica JP610
Lineage: Eukaryota; Ichthyosporea; Ichthyophonida
Exons: 1
Coding region: 173-1606 (477 amino acids)
Molecular function (GO): protein binding
Source: RefSeq, a predicted model, not a curated record
UCUGUCUUCGCUACUUCGUAUCACACUUUACGUGGGUCACAAGCGAAAUCUGAUUCUUAACUUGUAUAACGACAAAGCCAUAUAUUAGGAGUGAUAGGCUUAUUGCCACAACUUCAACCAAUAUCCCUCUAGUCUGUACCCAUAUCAUGCAUAGUGCCCUAUUUCAAGCAAAAUGGAAUCAAAAUUGCCAUCAAGUUGUGUAAUAUUGGAUAAAUCUACAAAAUCGCCAGUGCUACCGGGAUGGAUUUCAAGUAUCAAGGAUCGCAAAUAUGUUUUGAAGCUGAGAAAUAACCGCGAUUACAAAAUAAGCGCACGUUCGCCGAGGAGGAGUCAUACAACCGGAGACGUAGACCAUAAAAAUCAGGCGUUGUUAAUAGAAGCACUCCCGAACGAGAUUGUGCUCAAAAUCUGCGCCGAAUUGCGAUUCCACACGCUUGUUGAAUGUAAAUCCGUGAGCAGGGCAUUUUAUACCGCUGCAUGCGACCCCUCAUUGUACACCAAACUACCAUACAAAAUAUGGGAUGAAGCUCUCAAGCGACUUUCUUUCCCCGAGGCCAUUGAUAUCGCGCGGUCGUAUCCUCAGCUUGAGACUUGGAAUUUCAUAUCAGGUCACGAAAUCACGGAAAGCUCUCUUGCAAGUCUUGCACGGGCAGUUCCAAACUUGAAACGCAUUGAUAUCACAGAGGUGGAUUCAGGGCAAGAUUUGCAAUUGCCAAAGUAUUGGCCAAGGCUUGAGAAGCUGGUUGCUCUCGAGCUGCCUGCUUAUGAUUUGUCAUGUUUGGUGGAGCUAGAAUUGCUAGGGGGCCACAAAAUACUGCCUGCUAUCGCAUCAAAAAGUCUUCUCAAAUUAUCGGCUGGUCGUACUUCUUGUGUUCAAGAUUUGUUGGAUAACUGUCCUAAUAUGAGGAAUCUAAAACUGCACUGGCAGUCGAUAGAGGAAAAACUAAGUAGUCCAACGUUGAAACAACUGGCUGUUUUCUGUGUCCAAGCCAGAGAUGCAUUGCACGGUUGCACAACUUUGCAAGAAUUAGAAGUCACCCAGGUUAGUUCCACGAUGUUCAGCAGGUCUGCAAAACUUCUUCGCAUCUGGACUGGGAACGCACCCUGCUUUCUACUCGACAGUUUUCCCGAGGUGACAACUCUGGAAUGUAAUGGCCGUUUCUCUACUAUAGAUGAGGGGUUUGCGUCAUGUCAGCUACAGAAGCUUGAGAUUGCCGGCUCGCUUCCGAAUAGCUACGGGUUGCCAAAUGUGACUAACUUGGUUCAGAACAAGACUUCACUUAGAUGCACUCGUCUAUCCGCUCUUAAAAAAUUGCACAUGACGAAGUUCGUAGACAAGCAAGCGCUGAUCGACACACUCUUACAGUGUCCUGAUUUGCACACUAUACAUCUGCAAUGUGCCGUGCCAUGGUCAGAUGGCACUGAUGGCCAUGGGACUUCAGUGAACAGAGUUUGGACUGACUUUCUCGAGUCAGGGUUCGGUGACAUGGUGCGAGUUACAGUCGGCGAUGAAUUGAGAGGAGCUAUGCCGCCAUCGUUUGAAAAGUUGCUGCGGGAGCAUAAGGUUGGAUAUUUAACCUCAUCAGAUUGCUCUAUGUAUGCGUGAUACGUAUGUGUACACACUAUCAAGAAGUAGCUUCAUAUAUAGUAAACGACACGAGACAUAGACUUUCGAAUCAGAUAUUAGUAAAAGAUAAAAAAUAAACUUCGCGACAUUUCUCGUCUGUUGUAACGCCACA